GCGUAUGGAGGGGCAUGCAGUACAGGAGGCCAUGACAGACACAGAGUGUGACUUUUUGUGUAGCGAUUAGUCCCAUCAGCAGUGGCUAGCUGGGAGAGAGAGAGAGUGAGUGAAGCAAGGGUCGAGCCGUCUCCGAGGCAGAGAGGGAAGCGCUGAAACAGGACCCGGAGGAAACGACCACAGAGGGCCGGGAUGAAGAACCAGGACGAGGGCCCGGAAGACGGGGGCAUGAAGGAGAAAGAGGGCACGCCGGAGAGGGAGGGCGACAGCCAGAAACGGACCAAAGACCGGCGCAACACGGCGGAGCAGGGGGAGCGGCCGGAUGACAAGGCGGAGGCCCGGCGGUCGGGCUCGCUCCAGCGGGCCGGCUGGGUGCUGGGCGAGAGGCUGGCCAUCAACGUGUCGGGCAUGCGCUACGAGACCCAGCUGCGCACGCUGGCGCAGUUCCCCGACUCGCUGCUGGGCGACCCGCGCCGGCGGCUGCGCUACUUCGACCCGCUGCGCAACGAGCUGUUCCUGGACCGCAGCCGCGUCUGCUUCGACGCCAUCCUCUACUUCUACCAGUCCGGCGGGCGGCUCCGCCGGCCGGCCAACGUGCCGCUGGACGUCUUCAUGGACGAGCUGCGCUUCUACGAGCUGGGGGAGGAGGUGCUGGCGCGCUUCCGCGACGACGAGGGCUUCCCCAAGGAGGAGGUGCGGCCGCUGCCCGCCAGCCAGCUCCAGCGCCGGCUGUGGAUGCUGUUCGAGCACCCCGAGUCCUCCUCCGGGGCCCGCAUCAUCGCCAUCGUCAGCGUCAUGGUCAUCGUGGUCUCCAUCCUCAUCUUCUGCCUGGAGACGCUGCCCGAGUUCAGGAACGAGAAGGAGCAAGCCCAACACCACCACCACUCUCACUCCAACUCCAACGGCACCGCGCCCGCCCAGCCUGCACCCAACCCCUUCAUCGACCCCUUCUUCCUGGUGGAGACCAUGUGCAUCUGCUGGUUCUCCUUCGAGCUGAUCAUGCGCUUCUCCUGCUCGCCCAGCAAGACGCACUUCUUCAAGGACGUGAUGAACGUCAUCGACUUCUUCGCCAUCAUUCCCUACUUCAUCACCCUGGGCACGGAGCUGGCCAAGUCCAAGGGCUCCUCCCCGGCCAUGUCCCUGGCCAUCGUCCGGGUCAUCCGGCUGGUGCGCGUCUUCAGGAUCUUCAAGCUGUCCCGCCACUCCAAGGGCCUGCAGAUCCUGGGCCAGACUCUGAAGGCCAGCCUGCGCGAGCUGGCCCUGCUCAUCUUCUUCCUCUUCAUCGGAGUCAUCCUCUUCUCCAGCGCCGUCUACUUCGCGGAGGUCGACCACAAGGAGACGGCCUUCACCAGCAUCCCAGAGGCCUUCUGGUGGGCGGUGGUGUCCAUGACGACGGUGGGCUACGGGGACAUGUACCCGGUGACGGUGGGCGGGAAGCUGGUGGGCACCAUGUGCGCCAUCGCGGGCGUGCUGACCAUCUCGCUGCCCGUGCCCGUCAUCGUCUCCAACUUCAGCUACUUCUACCACCGGGAGACGGAGUGCGAGGACACCACGGAGUACACGCACGUCAGCACCUCGGUGUGGGAGAACGAGGAUGAGGACGAGGGGGGUGACCACUACCUGCCCCUGGAGGGAGAGGCCAACGGGGGCAUCUGCGCCCCCCUCAACCGGACCCUGCUCAGGGGGCUGUGCGCCGGGCAGGAGGGCGAACAGAGGGGGAGGAACAUGUACCUGAGAGAGCCGCUGGUCACGCAGGUCUGAAACAGGAAGAGAGACGGGAUGCAGUGUACAGACACACACACACACACACACACAUGUACACACACACACACACAUGCACACACACACACACAUGUACGGACAAACAAACACAGAAACACACACACACAAAGACACACACACACAUGUAUGCACACACAGACACACAUACAUGGAUACACACAAUAACUGACUAAACACAAUGCUUUGUAUUACCAAAUAAUACAAAACAUAGGACAUAGGCAACUUUGCACGCAGAAAACAGUUCAUGCCUGUGUAAUGGAGAGGAUAAAACCAGAGAGAGAGAAAGAGAUGCAAAUAUCAUAACAUUGAUGUUUACUCAUAUUUUACCCAAAGCAGUUACAAAUGGCUUUAUUUAUUUGUUAUAUAUUUAUUAUUUGUGUUUAUUAGUGAUUAUUAUUCAUUAUUACAUUGUUUUGCGUUUGAUCUGAAUUAACUGUAUAUUUAUUUAUAAAGCUAAAAUGUAAUGUAUAUUUGAAAUGAAUUGGCAUGUUCAUUUGGGGGUAGAGUUUGUUUGAAUAACUUUUAAUAGAUUCAUAUCAUUACGCAUUUGUUGCGCCUGAUAACUUUUAUUUGUGACUUUAAUAUUUUUGCAUAGAUAAGGGCAACUACACACACACUAACAUUAUAUAUACACCCAGUGACUACUAUUAGGUAUUUAUUUGACUUCAAGUUUUGACAUGUUAUGUGUUCAGAGAUGCUCUUCUGCAUACCACUGUUGUAAUGUUAUUUGAGUUCCAGUCCAUUCUCCCCAGAGCCCUUUCAUUAACAAGUUAUUUUGCCCACAGAACUGCUGCUCAUAGAUAUUGGAGUUUACAUUCUCUGGAAACUCUAGAGACGGUAGUAUCAUUAAAAUCCCAGGACAUCAGCAGUUUCUGAGCUACUCAAACCACCCCCGUCUGGCAAAAGCAGUCAUUGCACGAUUUAAGUCACUUAGGCCACAUUUCUUCCCCAUUCUGAUGUUAGGUCUGAACAACAACUGAACCUCUUGACAAUGUCUGCAUGCUUCCAUGCGCUCAGCUGCUGCAACAUAAUUGGCUGAUUUGAUAUUUGCAUUUAUGAGCUGGUGUCCAGGCCAACCUAAUAAAGUGGUCACUGGGUGUAAUAUACUGUAUAUGUUUAUUGUAUGCUCCUGAGACUCCAGAGCAGAAAAGGUGUAAGUAUUUUCAUGCUUUUGACAUAAUGGAUAUACACUCAGUGAGCACUUUAUUAGGUAUUUAUUAGACUUUUUUUGUUUUGUUUUGUUUGGUAGCCAUUGUCAUUUCCAACUGCGUGUGUUAGCGUGUGUUAGCGAGGGAUACACUGUCCCUGGGCAGCCCCGGCUGGAUCUGGCCAUCCUGAGCACAAUCUGGCCACCCAUAAGCCUUCUCCCAGCCACAUAGUCCCGCCUUCGGAGCUGCGAGCCCAAUUAUGCUGCUCCGUGUGGGCAGGCUCCCUGAUGCCUGCAUCAAGGUCCAUUACUGUAGCCAUGCACCACCAGGGCUUGCAAAAAAUGUCUUCUGCUACUGUAGCCUAUCCACUUAGAGGUUUGACGCAUUGUAUCCAGAGAUGCUCUUCUGCACACCACUGUUGUAAUGUUCCUGGAUGCUUUUUUUUUGUUUUUCGCACCAUUCUCUGCAAACUCUAGAGACUGCUGUGCGUGAAAAUCCCUGUAGAUCGGCAGUUUCUGAGAUACUCAAACCACCCUGUCUGGCACCAACAAUCAUUCCACGGUCAAAGCCACUUAGAUCACAUUUCUUCCCUAUUCUGACAUUUGGUCUGAAAAAUUAGGCAACAAGCAUGCAAAAUCCCUUUGUCAGCCAUCGGCUUGGGAAAAACCAAAGAACUGAUACAGUAUAUGGUAUUUGACCAUCACAAGUGAGGGUAUUGGGUACAAAAAAAUACAUAAACAGUUGACCAUACCACAUAGCACUGUAAAGGCAAUCAUAUGCUAAAGUUAUGGAAUGCCCAAAUGGUGCUUUGUUUCAUUCAUUGUGCCAUUGAUCUUAAAUAGUGCCCCUGGUCCACUGGCAGCAAAACAUCUCUCAAAACAUCAAUGACCCACCGUAUUUGACAGUAGGUAUGAAAUGCUUCUCCUUGUAUGCAUUCCUCUUUUGGCGGCAAACACGUCGAUGAGGCUUUGUGCUCGGUAAGGGCUUUCUUCAUGCCACCCUUCCAAAGAGUUUGUUGUAAUGGGUGGGAGUGCCAUUUUAUGGUUCUUUUUGAGACUUGGUGCCACCAAUAUGCAACCAAUCAAUGCAAUUCUUAAACCAUGAUCCGUGGGUUCUUUAGGUUCCUUCCUCACUGUCCGUGGGGACAACAAGCACUUGUGUCCUCUUCCUGGCAAAUGUCCUGACAUCUGCUCGGAAGCUGAAACUUGGUCAUACAUAAAUUGUCCAGCAGGACAAUGACUCCAAACAUACAUCAAAAUCCACACAGAAAUAAGUAAAAACAUUUUCUGCAAAAAACAUCUCAGUCUCCAGACUUACAUCCCAUCAAAAACCUGUGGUCUGAAUGGAACGGUCAAACGGUCAAAAAUCCCUCCAAAUGUGUUCUCUAACCUUAUCACAACACGAUUCAUGGUUGUCAUCUUUGCAGAAAGUAUUAAACCAAUAAUUGUGAAACGUG
Conger conger (European conger) is the source of this 4386-nucleotide messenger RNA. RefSeq names its product potassium voltage-gated channel subfamily A member 7-like. Gene Ontology annotation, cellular component: membrane; voltage-gated potassium channel complex. The record is from RefSeq and is a predicted model, not a curated record. Gene Ontology annotation, biological process: potassium ion transmembrane transport; protein homooligomerization. The transcript has 3 exons. The coding region runs from base 193 to 1761 and encodes 522 amino acids. Gene Ontology annotation, molecular function: delayed rectifier potassium channel activity; protein binding. Lineage: Eukaryota; Metazoa; Chordata; Actinopteri; Anguilliformes; Congridae.